Symbiodinium natans is the source of this 1485-nucleotide messenger RNA. NCBI's taxonomy places the organism in Eukaryota, Dinophyceae, Suessiales, Symbiodiniaceae. The record is from the annotation of a GenBank genome assembly.
AUGGCAGCCGAGAAGUUUCAUUUCCUCAUUGUUGGAGUUCCGCUGUCCCCGCUGCACAAUUGCAUCUCGAUUGGGCAGGAGCUGUGCCUGAGGGGCCACAAUGUCACAGUGAUGAGCUUUGCAGACCGAGGACGGCAAAAGGUGGCAAAGUACGCGCCGAAGUGCAAACUGAAUUACCUCAGCCUUGGCGAGCUGCCGGUUAGCGAUGACAAGGAAGAGGAGCUGGUGCGGCAGAUGUUGACCUCGAACAGCACUUUGCUGCAGAUGUCCUUCAUGAUGCAGAACCUCAUGACGCCCUACUUUGAUCAACUGCAGGUGGGCGUGUCCAAGGCGCUGAAGAGUGGGCUGGUGCGCCCAUCCUUCGGCCUACUAGGCCUUCCCUUCGGGGGUGUGGGCCGCGAGCUCCAGGUGCUGGGCAUCGACUUCGCGGUGAAUGUGCCGACCAUCCUCGUUCCCCCGAUCAACCCGUGGGCGUCGUCCUUCAUCCCAUUGCCGUUCCACUUGGUGAGCCCGCACAAUAUGACUUUCGUGGACAGGCUUCUGGUGAUCGGGGGCAACUCUCUCUUGAACUUCGGGCGGCAUCUGGCCGUGGCUGCGGGCUUUCAGUUCUCUUUCAUGCCAGACUUGAGCCCAGAUAUGUGGCGGGGCCGUCUUGCGUUCGUGAACAGUAUCCCGGGUGUGGACUAUCCACAGCUCUUGCCACCUCUGGUGCAGUACACGGGCCCGGUCGUGGAUGUGAAGAAGAUGGAGCCGUUCCCGCCAGAAGUGGAGUCCUGGCUGGAGUCCGUCCCUGAGGGAAUGCCGGUCGUCUACGUGAGCUAUGGCACCAUGGUGCGGCUGACUGCGGAGAGGGUGGCUGCAACGCUGUCCACGCUGACGUCUACAGAACACUUCACGCUCUGGGCCUUGCCCAAGACUCAGCAGGUCGGCUUGCCAGAUACCUUGCCAUCCAGCAUCAUGAUCCACCACUGGAUUCCCAGUGCUCGCGCGCUGGCGCACCCGAAGGUGAAGGCCUUCGUUUCCCACUGCGGAGGGAACUCGGCUGUCGAGUGCAUGGCCAUGGGCAAGCCCCUUAUUGGCUACCCGCAGUUUGGGGAUCAGAUGGCUGUUUGCCAACGCAUUGCGGAUGCGGGUGCAGGGAUCACAGGUCCUCAGGGUGGCUGGGUCCAGGCUGAGGAUGUGCGGCACGUCCUCGCCGAGCCCCGCUAUGCUGUGCGGGCGCAGACCAUGUCGCGGCUUCUGGAGAAGUUCGGGGGCACGUCACGAGCCGCCGACCUUUUGGAGAUGGCGGCUGCCGGCGACCUUGCGCCACUGAGAACGCCCCUCGAAGGAUCUACCAGCUCCUCCUUUUUCAUGGCAGGCUAUGACCUUGUUAUCUACGCACAGCUGCUGGCGUUCGCCUUGAUGUUCAUGUGCAUGCGGUGCUGUGCUUGCUGUUGCCGGAGCAGAAACCGACAUGCAUCAGCCGAGAAGAAGAAGCAGUGA